Trematosphaeria pertusa is the source of this 1000-nucleotide messenger RNA. RefSeq names its product acetyltransferase. Gene Ontology annotation, molecular function: acyltransferase activity, transferring groups other than amino-acyl groups. Lineage: Eukaryota; Fungi; Ascomycota; Dothideomycetes; Pleosporales; Trematosphaeriaceae. The transcript has a single exon. The coding region runs from base 117 to 785 and encodes 222 amino acids. The record is from RefSeq and is a predicted model, not a curated record.
CCCAUCUCAAAAUUCCCAACCGCACAGCUCUUAUUUGGCCAAGAGUCUGCACUAUAAAGUACCCAUCCCGCCCGUUGCCAGAACAUUCACAGCCCCCAACCCCGCGGUGGACAGAAAUGCCACCACCCCGCCCGCGCGACCCAUUCCGCAGCACACAUCUCAUCUACCGCGCCGUGCGCACGCCAGGGGACAACGCGCUCUUCACAGCGCUCAACGAGGACCGCAUCGGGUACCAGAACGGCAACGCGUCGAACGCCAAGCUGCCGGGGCAGAAAGACGCGGAGAACUACCAGAAAUACGUCGCGGAGGAGACGCUGAUUGGCGCGGUGAUAUGUUUACCGAAGGCGAUGGGCGCGGGUGAAGAAGAAGAUAGGGAAAGCAAAGAGGGAAAGAGGGAAGUCAGCGAGGACGACGAGGCUGGUAUAGCUAUUGGCUGCGUGCAUCUGAAAGCCUGCCCGCCGCAUUUUGCGCACCAUCGCAAUACCGAGAUUGGUAUUGACAUUCUUCCGGAUUAUCAGGGGAGGGGGUAUGGCGGGGAGGCGAUCGUGUGGGUGCUUCACUAUGCGUUUCGGAGGGUCGGGCUGCACAAGGUUAGGAUACGCGCGUUGGGGUGGAAUGAGGGCGCGAUCAAGCUGUAUGAGCGCCUUGGUUUUAAGCAUGAAGGGAGAGAGAGGGAGGCGCUGUGGCAUGAGGGGCGAUUCUGGGACGGCAUCGAGAUGGGGAUGAUUGAUCGAGAGUGGUGGGAGAUGCAACAGUCUGCCCAUGCUGCACUCAGAGGCAUGUGAGUCUCGACUGUCUGUAGAAGGUGCCGAGAUGCGGAAGAGGUGCCAGCCACGGCAACGCGAGAAUCUCGACAAAGCAAUAUUCGACGGAUGUUUCGGCGAUACGAUCUCCCCUAACUCAUCUUGUGCUGCACAGGAGCACGUAUGUCGCUGAGAUCACGCAUAGCGAAGCGUAUGAGGCUGCGACGGGAGCCGAAGUCGAUGAGGUCAAUAUCAAC